AUGAAGAAAGCAUGGAGACCCAGGGGUUUAAGUCGGCCUAUUGGCACGGCUCACAGACGACCCCUCGCCUCACGUCUUCAGCGGAGUAAUUUCGCCACAGUAGCUCAAGAUGCGAGACCGUUUGAUGUUAUCGUAAUAGGCGGUGGUCAUGCCGGAUGCGAAGCAAGCGCUGCAGCCGCUCGAUCUGGCGCACGAACAGCUCUAGUAACACCCAAACUUGACAACCUCGGAGUCUGUUCGUGUAAUCCUAGUUUCGGUGGAAUUGGGAAGGGAACAAUAAUACGUGAAAUCGAUGCCUUAGAUGGAGUUGCGGGGCGAAUCAUCGACAAGGCCGGUGUCCAGUUCAAGAUCCUGAACCGGAGAAAAGGCCCUGCCGUCUGGGGUCCCCGCGCUCAAAUCGACCGAGCGCUAUAUAAAAAGCACAUGCGCGAGGAGCUACAAUCAUACCCCAACCUGUCUAUCAUAACAAACACCGUAUCAGACAUUGUCUUAGGCGAGAAAGUAGUCGAUCCUGCUAGCGGUCCGUCUAAGAGCAAGAUCACGGGCGUACGCCUCGAAUCCGGCGAGGUAUUACCAACCAGCGCAGUAAUCAUCACCACGGGAACCUUCCUAAGCGGAGAGAUACAUAUCGGCCUCGACGUCUUCCCGUCAGGGCGAAUAGGAGAGAAAGCGACUUUCGGGCUAAGCAAGUCCCUAAGAGAAGCCGGUUUCAAGCUCGGCAGACUAAAGACAGGCACGCCCCCACGACUACACAGGGGAAGCAUAAACUUCAAGAUCCUAGAAGAGCAACUCGGCGACGAUCCCCCCGAACCAUUCAGCUACCUAAACGACCGCGUAGCGGUCCAAGAGCAACUCCUCUGCCACGCGACCUACACGAACGACAAAUCCCACGACGUGGCGCGCGCCAAUUUCGACAAGACGGUGCAUAUCCGGGAGACAGUGCGAGGGCCGCGGUACUGUCCGUCGCUAGAGUCGAAGAUCAUCAAGUUCGGGCACAAGGAGCAGCACAUCGUGUGGCUCGAGCCCGAGGGUUUCAACAACGACACGAUCUACCCGAACGGGCUAUCGAUGACGAUCCCCGCCGAAGCGCAAGAGCAGCUGCUCCGCACGAUCCGCGGGCUCGAGAACGUGCAGAUGACGCAGCCUGGGUACGGUGUCGAGUACGACUACGUCGAUCCGCGGGGGUUAAAGUCCACCCUCGAGACGAAGGCGAUCGAUGGGUUGUUCCUCGCCGGCCAGAUCAAUGGGACGACGGGGUACGAGGAGGCGGCUGGUCAGGGGAUCGUCGCGGGGAUUAAUGCGGGGAGGAGCGCGCGGGGGUUGGAGUGUGUGCAGAUUACGCGCGCGGACGGGUACAUCGGGAUCAUGAUCGACGACCUCAUCACGAAGGGCGUGUCGGAGCCGUACCGCAUGUUCACGAGCCGUAGCGAGUACCGCAUGAGCACGCGCGCGGACAACGCCGACUUGCGGCUUACGGAGAUGGGCCGCGGUUGGGGUGUUGUGGGGGAUAUACGGUGGAGUAGGUUCACGGAUGAUAAAGCCAGAAUGGGCGAUCUCACGCGGAAGUUAAAAGAGUGUGUGCGUAGCGCCCCGGCGUGGAAUGCGGCUGGGUUCGCGAAUCGAGUCGAUAGCAAGGUCCGGUGCGCGCUGGAUAUCCUGCGCCUGCCGAACGUCAAAGUCGACGAUCUGCUCCUCGAAGUCCCGGAUAUAGCGCAGUACCCCCCACGCAUCCGGACGCGCGUCGAGAUCGAGACGCGGUACGCGCCGUACGUCAACAUGCAGGCCGCGGAGCGGGAAGCGUUUUUGCGGGAUGAGGGGUUACGGCUUCCGACUGAUCUCGAUUACGAUACUGUGUUUGGGCUUAGUUUUCAUGAGAGGGUCGCGCUGCAGGAGGCUAAGCCUGAGAGUAUUGGGCAGGCGAGACGGAUCGAGGGGGUUACGCCUGCGGGAGCGGUGAGGUUGCUUGCGUUUGUGCAGAGGGGUUUGCAUGGGAGGGGGAUGGCGGAGGUGGAGGGGGAGAUGGCGCCGCUUGCGGGGGAGGUUGAUGGGUUGGAUGCUGAGGCGAGGAAGGGGGAGUUGUGA
Molecule: messenger RNA, 2082 nt
Organism: Annulohypoxylon maeteangense
Lineage: Eukaryota; Fungi; Ascomycota; Sordariomycetes; Xylariales; Hypoxylaceae
Product: glucose-inhibited division protein A subfamily
Exons: 2
Coding region: 1-2082 (693 amino acids)
Biological process (GO): tRNA wobble uridine modification; tRNA methylation
Cellular component (GO): cytosol
Molecular function (GO): flavin adenine dinucleotide binding
Source: RefSeq, a predicted model, not a curated record